CGCGGGCGGAGGGACGCGCGGAGAUGACGCAGGCGGCGCCGGAAGCCGCUCCCCCGUGAGGCUGCAGCCCCGAGCGGCGGCCGCUGGUCCAGGCGCCAUGGCUGCGGAGCGGACCCGGCCGCUGCGAGGCUCCGGCGGCCCGAGCGCGCGUCGUCGCUGCGAGCCCGGCGCGAGGUCCCGGGCCCCGGGGCGCUCGCUCAGGUAAAUUUUUCCAUAACCUUAUGGAGAGAAAGGACUUUGAGACAUGGCUUGAUAACAUUUCUGUUACAUUUCUUUCUCUGACGGACUUGCAGAAAAAUGAAACUCUGGAUCACCUGAUUAGUCUGAGUGGGGCAGUCCAGCUCAGGCAUCUCUCCAAUAACCUGGAGACUCUCCUCAAGCGGGACUUCCUCAAACUCCUUCCCCUGGAGCUCAGUUUUUAUUUGUUAAAAUGGCUCGAUCCUCAGACUUUACUCACUUGCUGCCUCGUCUCUAAACAGUGGAAUAAGGUGAUAAGUGCCUGUACAGAGGUGUGGCAGACUGCGUGUAAAAAUUUGGGCUGGCAGAUAGAUGAUUCUGUUCAGGACGCUUUGCACUGGAAGAAGGUUUAUUUGAAGGCUAUUUUGAGAAUGAAGCAACUGGAGGACCAUGAAGCCUUUGAGACCUCAUCAUUAAUUGGACACAGUGCCAGAGUGUAUGCACUUUACUAUAAAGAUGGACUUCUCUGUACAGGGUCAGAUGACUUGUCUGCAAAACUGUGGGAUGUGAGCACAGGGCAGUGCGUGUAUGGCAUCCAGACCCACACUUGUGCAGCAGUGAAAUUUGAUGAGCAGAAGCUUGUGACAGGCUCCUUUGACAACACUGUGGCCUGCUGGGAAUGGAGUUCCGGAGCCAGGACCCAGCACUUCCGGGGGCACACAGGGGCGGUGUUUAGCGUUGACUACAAUGAUGAACUGGAUAUCUUGGUGAGUGGCUCUGCAGACUUCACUGUGAAAGUAUGGGCUUUAUCUGCUGGGACGUGCCUGAACACACUCACCGGGCACACGGAAUGGGUCACCAAGGUGGUUUUGCAAAAGUGUAAAGUCAAGUCCCUUUUGCACAGCCCUGGAGACUACAUACUCUUAAGUGCAGACAAAUAUGAGAUCAAGAUUUGGCCAAUUGGGAGAGAAAUCAACUGCAAGUGUUUAAAGACAUUGUCAGUCUCUGAGGAUAGGAGUAUCUGCCUGCAGCCAAGGCUUCAUUUUGAUGGCAAGUACAUCGUCUGUAGUUCGGCACUGGGUCUCUACCAGUGGGACUUUGCCAGUUAUGAUAUUCUCAGGGUCAUCAAGACUCCUGAGAUAGCAAACUUGGCCUUGCUUGGCUUUGGAGAUAUCUUUGCCCUGCUGUUUGACAACCGCUACCUGUACAUCAUGGACUUGCGGACCGAGAGCCUGAUUAGCCGCUGGCCCCUGCCAGAGUACCGGAAAUCAAAGAGAGGCUCGAGCUUCCUGGCGGGUGAAGCGUCCUGGCUCAAUGGACUGGAUGGGCACAAUGACACGGGCCUGGUCUUCGCCACCAGCAUGCCCGACCACAGUAUUCAUCUGGUGUUGUGGAAGGAGCACGGCUGACGCCACGCGCUGGCCACCGCCGACUGUGGGUGCCGGGGCUGCGGGGUUUCAGUGCGACCUCUGGCAGCCGACUGCAUGAACCAAAGCUCUCACCUAACGGUAUCGUCGCGCAGUGCACAAUCAUUUAUCUGUGUUUGCCAGGGGGCCAGGGCUCGGGGCGGGGGAGGGCUUGUUUUCUUGACACACAGCACAGCAUGCUAACGGGGUACACCAUUGACUUCAUUUGUACUUAGUUACGUUGGUCAGUAUAAGAGGAUGCAUUGAGGGUUCAUCUUUCUUGAAUAUUGGUUUUCAGUAAAGAAAGUUAAAUGGUUCAUUAACCUGCUCAUUGGUUGCCUAUAUAUAAAAACACAUCAGUCUAUUAUUAAAGCUUUUACCAUCGCCUUUUUUCUUUUGAAGUUGAAGCAAAGGUGCUAUGAUGUUCCAGCAACUUCUCUCACAUGGGGCUUAGCUUUUAUAACAGUCAGUGUUACAAAGACCACUGAGUCCCGUGACAUUCAUAAACUCUCCACCAAAUACCAGUUCUAAAGAAGGUCUGUCUUCCAGGACAAAGCAAGUUCUAUAAAUUGAUUGUUCACAACACAGUCUAAACCCUAGUACUUGGCAGAGUCAAGGUUGGCCAUGUCUGAGAUAUAAGGCAUUUCUGUAGUUUUUGUUUCUGCAUGGAGCGAGCUGAGCCUCGGUCCCUGCCGCCUGGGUGAGUGCACAAGGGGGAUGUGAUGUAGUAGAAAGAGCACAGAGCCUGAAGAUUGAGGACCAGCUCUGUUACCCAGGGUCCCUGCAGCCUCGGUUUAUCACUUCCCUGGGCCCCUUUUUCCCUGUCUGUGUAGUCAGGUGUUAAGCUAAGUGUUUUCUAAACUUUGGGUCCUGCGUCUGCUGACAUGUGGGCAAAAGUUGAUAAUUCAGUUUUGUCCCAAUUCAUUAUUUCUUUUGAGUUGAAGAAAAUAUUGAAAUGAAAUCAUUGGGAAAAAAAAAAAAAGAAAUGAAAUCAUUGGCACAAAGUUAGUAUUUAUAAGCAAACCAGAUAUAUGAAAAGGAUAGAUAAAGAAGGAAUGAGGAAAAUAUAACAGAUUCCACCUAGAAAAAUGUUAGCGGGUGGAUGAAAUGCUAAGGGGAAUCAUGGUUCUUUAGGCAGAAUGGGCGGUCUUACAAAGAGAGACACCUGAACUUGAUUUUUCUUGCUCCUUUGCCUCUAGCCUGAUGUGUGGCUUCAGGCAGAUUAACUUUCUAUCCCUGGACCCUCAUUUUCUCCAUAUUAAAAUGGAGGAAUUGCCCUAGAUUAGGGUUCACAAGCUCAGAUGCAGCCAUGCACAUGACAUAAAUGAUUGAAGCGUGUUGGACAGGGUUGUGCUGAAUCAUGAAAGGCCUAUCUAAUGGGGCAGUUACUCAGCUCUAAGUGUUAGGUAGAGGUGAGCCCAGUGGUGGCAGGUCUUAGGAUUUUUUUCAGGAGGAAGUGGAAAUCAGAUUUUUGCUUGAAAUCUCCUGAUCUUUAAAAUGUUGACAGCUAAUUGAGGAUAGUUUAAAAUACAGUGAGCUAAACAAAGUUUGUCUAUGAGCUGCCAGUUUGUAUCCUCCACCCUCUCAUUCUUGUGAAGUUAUGUAUUUCUGAGAUCGGCAAUGGGAGUAUUUGAACAUUAAUUGUCACACACAUUAGGGAGAGACUAGAGGGAGCUAGCCCCAGGACACUUCAGCUAUUUACAGGAAAUGAGGGGGCAUAUUUCAUCUGCACACAACAGAAAAGUAGUUGAAGAUGAACACACAAACUGGAACCCAGUUGUAGCCUCUGCCUGGGAGUAUGAGUGACUCAUUCUCGCUGGUGUGAAUAUAAAGCAUACCCACUUCGCAGGUGGGCAGAGGGCUUGCUGGCAGAGCUGAGGAGGAAUCCAACCCCGGUGGGGACCCAGCUGUCCAGAAUCCACAGGAGCACCAAGCCUGACAGGGGACCUCUGAAUGCCAUGAAGUUAAUACUCUAGGGGAUCGGUGGUCAGUUUUCAGGACAGGUGUAGGGGACUCCUAGGGGAUUAGGCAAGAGUACUGUCUUCUCCGUCCCCAGUCCAUCUCAUGCUAAGUUGUGUGUGUGAGCUCCGCUCGGUCUUCCAAGAAAUAGAACCAGAACUGCAGCUGGAGUCUGUUUUGCAGGAGCUUCAGGAGACAUGGGCAGUGAUGAAGGCGGAUGCCUCCUCCUCUUCCUCCGACCUGAACAGAUACCUGAGGUCACUGAUCUGAUGACCAUCCCUACUCCCACCUCACUUCCAGAUAUAUCCAGCAAUUUUCACAGGGAAAGUCAUUAUAGUUGUUUGUGGAAAAGGUAUUUUUGAAAAUGACAAACCUGGAACUUGUAUGGCACGUCCUAUUUCAGUUUUCACUGGGUACCGAAGUUACCUCCGGGUGGUGGCUUCCUGCAGCCGAUUUGACAGCAGUGAGGCAGUGGUUGCAGUGAGUCCUCCUCACAGAGGCCUUCGUUUCGCCCGGGCAUUUUAUUUAAUUGCUUUAUAGAUGCUGAGUUUAUUCAUACAAGUGCCAGCUUUUUAAAAAGUGAAAUGCUAACACAUCCUUAAAAAAAUGGAGGGUCAGUGAGAGAAGUGGUUAGGGGAUAGCUAAGCUGAGUGAUGUAGUCCCCUUCCAUGCUCAGGGGCCAUACCCGCUGACUUCUGCUUCUUUAGCUCAGACAGGAGGAAAUUGCCUUUUCUUCCCUUUUUUUUUUUUUUUUUUUUUUUUUUUUUGUGAAUAUUCUCAUUCCCAAAAAAUUCAUAAAGUCAUGAGCAGAUAACUUCUAUCUUUUUUUUUUUUUUUCCUUUUUUAAUGGGCAUUGGAUUUCUUGAGUGAGGAUAUGUGGUGGAGGUGAAGGGCUGGCUCCUCUCUGCUUAGGCUCGUAAGGGGCACAGAAACAACUUCAGGCUCCAGGGUGAGGAUGGGGGUCUGGGAAAGCUGAGUGGUGGGAGGUUGUAACAUUCCAAAGGGAGCUAAUUUCCUCCAGCCCCAUUACUUGAAGUAGUAAGUCAAAUUUGUCAAAACUGGCCCAAAACUGACCUUUAGACCAAUCGGAGAGAUAGGAAGAAAGACUUUAAGGGUUGAGGCUAGACUGAAAAGUUCCACAGGAAAGGUACCCAGGUUUGGAUAGCUUCUCAUUAGUGGAAGGUAGAGGAAUAUUGCUAUUAAAUUUUAAGGAUUGUACUUCUUUUUUCAUAGUUAAAAAAAAAAAAAGAUCAUUCUGGCCAUUGCAGACACAUAGUAAAGCAUGAGUGAGGAUUAUGUAAUCAUUCUAGUGUGUGUUCUCAGGAGAGUGAUUACUGCUCUGCAUUUAUAAAACAUCUUAGGGAGAAAAAUAUUUUUGGAAACAGUAUUAUUUUAGACAAGAAGAAGUUGUUUGUUAGGUUAGGCAUUUUGACGUAAUAGAAGUAGCUAAGGAGGGUGGAGCAGGGCUUUAUUUACAACCUUGCUUUGGCCAAACCCAGCCAGCCCCCUGAAGCUGUGUGCCCUGGCUUCUUGGGAACCUAGAGGUGAAUCUUCGCUAUAACUACCAGUCUCUGGGCCUCCUCCUCUGGGCCUCUUGCAGGCCGAGGUGGCCUGCAAGUGCCUUUCUCAGCAGGAAGUGUGCAGAAUCAGAUCACUGCUCUAGGAUGCAGGCCGUGGCAGGGCACAUGGUCACCCUUGCCUUUCGGGGUGGGGAAGUUCUUUAGGUCUGGACCCUUGACACAGACUUCCUACCUGGUUAUGCUGGUGCUUGCUAAGGUAUUUUUAAGACAACCAAGACCCCCUUGAGAAUUAUGCAGUCCCCGGCUAGAGCAUCUGAUGAUGGAAAGAGCAAUUAGCAUUUUUUAUAGAAAUGCCCACUAGCCAUCUUUGACAUUGUCUCAUCAGAGGUUCCUUUGUGACUACUCUAGGAAAGUGAGGGUUUUUUCCAGAAUAAAUCCUCCAGCAGAGUCCUGGAUAGUCUUUGCACCACUCCCUAAUCACGCUCAAUGCUCAUGCUCAGUGCCGAUGAAUGUUUGCUGUCAAGUUGUUUCAAUGUGUUUCCCGUCUUCCCUAUCGGGGAGCUGUAGUUGCUUAGUAUCACAGUCCUGAGGAGUGUAACCCCACUGGAUUAUUGCAGUUGAAAGAACCCAGCUACUACUACUCUUCAUGAAUGUGCUCAGAUAAAAAUGUCUUUGCAUAUUUAAACCGGGAAAAUUAUUAAUUCAGAUGACUGAUGCUCACAUAUUGUGUCCUUGUAUUCACAUUGUGAACAGACAUUUUACUAAUUUAGGUUUAGUACUCUUGAUGGGAAUGCUCAGGUUUGAAAAAGACUGGUCUCACCAACAUCUAUGGCAGUGUGGUAAAAAAAAAAUAUGUAUGAACUCUUGUUUCACUAAUUUGAUGUAUGUUGUGAUCUAAGGAAAAGAGGUGAAGUCUCUAUCUGAAGGGCUUGUGGGGUGGGGGGAGAAGGGAUUGCUUAAGCAGAUAGUGCAGCGAACGUGGGACAAGAAGUCUCUAAGACGAGAAGGUAUUUUCAUGCAUCACGGAAGCAUUCUUCUACCACGGGUGAUUGUGCUAACUGUAAAUCAUCGGUAUCUAUACAUUAAGGCAGGUUCUCAAUUAGGCAACAUUUGGUUAGUCAAGUCCAAGUUAUUGUUUGUACUUGAAAGUAAUAAAGCUGCAUUUCCUUAAAAAUAA
This is a messenger RNA of Nyctereutes procyonoides (raccoon dog), 6239 nucleotides long. RefSeq names its product F-box and WD repeat domain containing 2 (gene FBXW2). Bases 222 to 1586 code for a protein of 454 amino acids. The record is from RefSeq and is a predicted model, not a curated record. The transcript is spliced from 8 exons. Gene Ontology annotation, molecular function: protein binding. Lineage: Eukaryota; Metazoa; Chordata; Mammalia; Carnivora; Canidae.